AUGUCAGCACAAGAAUACUUCGGCGGGUCUUCUCAAAACCCUCCUCGUCGGGAGGAAUCCCACACUCCUGGACCCUGGAACUCAUCGACGCCUGGACCGGACACGCCUCGCACCAGCGCCUACAGUCCCUAUCCCCCCUCCGAGAACUACUAUCGUCCAAACUCCAACCCCAACCCCAACCCCAAUCAGAACUACUAUGCCUCCCCACCAGACCCCCGAAUGGCGCAGGGGUCAUGGAACGGACCUUCUCCUUCCCCCUCCCUAGGCGGCGAAGGCUACCCCCACCAGCCGUACGGACAGCAGCCGCAGCCCCCGUACCCUCAGCACGGAGGACCCUCCCCCACCCCUUCUGGCUACCCCCCAUACCCUCCACAAGAAGGAGGAGCACCCUACAAUGACCGCCCAUAUUCCCCCUACCAGCAGCAGCAGCAACAGCAACCAGGCCCCCAACAACCCCCACCCUACAGCACCAACCCCAACCUCCCGCCGGGCGCCACCGACGACCAAGACCGCGGCUUCCUAGGGGCCGUGACCGGCGGCGCGGCCGGCGCCUUCGCAGGCCACAAGGUGAACCACGGCUUCCUGGGCGCGAUCGGCGGCGCGCUGACGGGCUCCGUCGCGGAAGACGCCAUCAAGAACCACCGCAAGAAGAAAGAGGAGGAAGAAAAGGAAGCCCUCCGCCGGCAGAAGGAGGCCCUCAAGGAGCAGAAGCGCCGCGAGAAGGAAGAGCGCAAGAUGCAGCGCCGCGCCGACCGCCACCACCGCCGGCACUCCUGCUCGUCGUCCUCGUCGUCCUCCUCCUCCGAUGACGAACGUAAGCAUCAUCCCGGAAGAACCUUCCGCGGGAACUUCUCCGGCUCCUCCCGCGAGAUCCGGCUCGAGGGGUACCACGAGCUCGUGGCCUACUGCGGCGACGUCGACGGCCGCCAGCACCGCUCGGUCAUCCCGCUCAACGACGUCCUCACCAACUCCUGGGGCGAGUUCAAGUGGGCCCGCCACGGCAAUUUCGCCGCCUCGGCGAGCAACGUCCACCUCGAGGAUGGGGGCCGCGUCCUGGUGGCGGAUCUGGGCGAUGGCAAUGGCGGGUGGAAGAGGAGCUGGAUCCGCUUGGAUGAGAGGAUCUCAAAUCAGAAUGGGCGGUUGGUGUUCUUGGAUUAG
Molecule: messenger RNA, 1158 nt
Organism: Aspergillus brunneoviolaceus CBS 621.78
Lineage: Eukaryota; Fungi; Ascomycota; Eurotiomycetes; Eurotiales; Aspergillaceae
Product: putative glutamine-serine-proline rich protein
Exons: 1
Coding region: 1-1158 (385 amino acids)
Cellular component (GO): outer membrane
Source: RefSeq, a predicted model, not a curated record